Messenger RNA from Varanus komodoensis (Komodo dragon), 6421 nucleotides. It is a transcript of the gene KCNN3, whose product is annotated as potassium calcium-activated channel subfamily N member 3. The transcript is spliced from 7 exons. The record is from RefSeq and is a predicted model, not a curated record. Gene Ontology annotation, molecular function: calmodulin binding; small conductance calcium-activated potassium channel activity. Gene Ontology annotation, biological process: potassium ion transmembrane transport. The coding region runs from base 557 to 2485 and encodes 642 amino acids. Gene Ontology annotation, cellular component: plasma membrane; neuronal cell body; neuron projection. NCBI's taxonomy places the organism in Eukaryota, Metazoa, Chordata, Lepidosauria, Squamata, Varanidae.
CCCUUUGGGCAAGUCAAGCUCCACCGCUUUCCUUCUUUUUAGAUGGCCGGGCCCCCGAUCUGAACUGGCCCACCACCUUUUUCCUCGAAACGUCGCCCAAGCAGGAGUGUGGCAUUUUUCUCUGGCAGCCCUCAGUUCUCCUUUAAGUAAGCAUGUGGGCAGAGAAUCAAGGACAAAGUAUUUCCCUCCCUAUUUUCCACCCACAAUACUAGGAUUCAGGGUCAGAAUCCCCUACUUAGAAAAGGGGACAUUUCUACGUUGUCCUGGCCUUACCGCUGCUCUUAUUGUUAAUCACGCUUAAUAACGCUUAUUGUUGGAAGCAGCAGUCACACCCUCCUCUGACGCUGUGACAAAUUUGUUGUGAUAAUUGCCGGUCUGUUUGAAUGAAAAGCAAAGCUGAGGCUGUGGGACAGGACAGACCUGAAGGUCACUUGGCAUUGCUACUCUGCAGAUACACUGAGACACUUGCAAACUCGUCUGUACUGGAAAGAAACUUCUGGUUUUCUGGCCCGUAUCUCUUUAACCUGCUAUUUCUUUCUUUGCUUCCCAGGGCUCCAUGUUCUCUCUGGCACUGAAAUGCCUUAUCAGCCUCUCCACAGUCAUUUUAUUGGGGCUCAUAAUUGCGUACCACACCCGUGAAGUACAGCUUUUCGUGAUUGACAACGGCGCCGAUGACUGGCGGAUCGCCAUGACCUACGAGCGCAUCCUCUACAUCUGCUUGGAGAUGCUGGUUUGUGCCAUCCACCCCAUCCCCGGGGAGUACAAGUUCUUUUGGACCGCCCGGCUGGCCUUCUCGUACGCGCCUUCGCGGGCCGAGGCAGACGUGGACAUCAUCCUCUCCAUCCCCAUGUUCCUGCGCCUCUACCUGAUCGCCCGGGUGAUGCUGUUGCACAGCAAGCUCUUCACGGACGCCUCGUCGCGCAGCAUCGGCGCCCUCAACAAGAUCAACUUCAACACGCGCUUCGUCAUGAAGACGCUCAUGACCAUCUGCCCCGGGACGGUGCUGCUGGUGUUCAGCAUCUCGCUGUGGAUCAUCGCCGCCUGGACGGUGCGUGUGUGUGAGAGGUACCACGACCAGCAAGAUGUUACGAGCAACUUCCUGGGUGCCAUGUGGCUGAUUUCCAUCACCUUCCUGUCGAUCGGCUACGGCGACAUGGUCCCCCACACGUACUGUGGCAAGGGCGUUUGUCUGCUCACGGGCAUUAUGGGGGCUGGCUGCACUGCUCUGGUGGUGGCUGUCGUGGCACGAAAAUUGGAGCUCACCAAAGCCGAGAAACAUGUGCACAACUUCAUGAUGGACACACAGCUCACCAAGCGGAUCAAGAACGCCGCAGCCAAUGUCUUACGGGAGACCUGGCUCAUCUAUAAACACACCAAGUUGCUAAAGAAGAUCGAUCAUGCCAAAGUCCGGAAACACCAGAGGAAAUUCCUUCAAGCCAUUCACCAGUUAAGGGGCGUGAAGAUGGAGCAGCGGAAACUGAGUGACCAAGCCAACACCCUGGUCGAUCUUUCUAAGAUGCAGAACGUCAUGUACGACCUCAUCACAGACCUGAACGACCGGAGCGAGGACCUGGAGAAGCAGAUGGGAGGCCUGGAGUCCAAGCUGGAGCAGCUCUCCGCCAGCUUCAACUCGCUGCCCGUACUGAUCACGGACGCUUUGCGCCAGCAGCAGCAGCAGCUCCUGGCCGCCGUGCUCGAGGCCCGGGGGGUGAGCAUGGGCGUGGGUGCCCCCCCAGACGCCGCUCCUGGACAGUCCCCUGGGGGUCAGCUCCACCUCGUUCCCCACCCCCUACACCAGCUCCAGCAGUUGCUGAACUGCAGCGAGGGGUCUCCUGCCGCCCGCGGGUCUUUUUUUAACAAUCUCUGUGUGGGGGCAGCUCGUUCCCAGUCCAGAAGGGGGCUGGAGGGACCCGAGCCGCUCGGGGUCGCCGGGGACCCAGAACAGUACGCUCUCGGCUUCGGUGCCUCGGAGCAGGGCUGGGAGGGCGGGAAGGAACAGGCAGUUUCGGCGGAGUCCCUCGCCGGCCGUGUUUGGUGGACUUCCGGAAUCCACGUUCAAUCUCAGGUCUUCAAAUCGAACACAAGCCAACCCGAGGGUGCGGACGUGACGGAGCCGGGGCGCGGCAGGGCAGGGCAGGGCAGGGCAGGGGAAGGACCAUUCCACUGUGUCGGACCCCACGGUGCUGGGGUUAUCCAUUUCCUUCGUGCUGCCCCCUUUCCAAUAUUCUUCCUCCUUCCCCUCUGUUUGUUCCCGGUCUUGCCAGCAGAAGUCAAAGAAGAAAUGGGAGGAAGGAGGGGAACGGGCCUUGGCCCCCAUCUCCUCCCUUUCUCCUGCAUUCUUAGCCGGAUCCCAGCAAGGGAAUGCCGUUGCGCCUCCUUGUGUGUAAAGGUCUCUGUGGGAGCUGGGCAGGGGUCUGUCCUGGGUUGCUCUUGGGGGAAGCAGGUUUUACAAAGAAGGCAGCAGGCAGGUCUCACCUUUGCAUAAGGUCUCAGAGCAAACUUGAAGCUGGUCCGGAGAACCAAGAAGCCGCCCCAUCCCAUCUGCCGCCAAAACUAUUCUCCCCCAGAGGCCUUCGGUGUCGUGGGCGGAGAGCAGAUGGGGGCUUGAGGCCGGCCAGGACGAUGGUCACGGCUCCAGGUGAAGUGGAAGCUCCUGGUUGGAGUGAUGCCUCCCUGCUGGAUCACACCUGGACCUUCCCAAGGGGAAUCCGAGGAAGCAGAGUUUCCUUUGGGUUUCAUUUGGCUUUGCAAGGGGGUUCUCCCAGGCCUUCGCACCCACCAGCGGUUCUCUGAAAUCGUAUCCUUCAUGUACCACAGUGCCAACCCGACUCCGCACUCGUCCCUUCUCUUGUCCAGCUCUCAGUUCCACAUACGGCACUUUCCCAACACUCUGCUAAAAUUCCAGAUUGCUUUGCUACUCGGAUUCUCCAGGGCUGAUCCACUCUCUGAACUUACACCUGUCUUUAACCAACUCACUCUCUCUCUCUCUCUAAAAUUUACUAGAGCUUUUCUUCCCACAAACCUUCCUGGGAAUUAUCGUUUGAGGGACAGGCUUGGGAGCUGGGUCACAGGUUUUCAGGCUGCCUAGCUUGAGAGCUCUGGCUAUGAAAAGGCUUAACAUUUGCAGCAUAGACAUGCCUCCAGGUUUUUUUCAAUUUAUUUCCAAACAAUUCAGAGGCUCUCUCUUGCACGUGCUCGCUCUCUCACUCUCUCGCUCUCUCUCUGCCUUGUUUUAAAUAUUUUUCUUUUUCCACCACUGCAGCAGCAGGUUGUGGCACUGAGGUUUGGGUUGCUGCUACACAGAAGCAGGGUACAAGUGACCAGAUUUCAAAGAAUUGCACAGUUAGCCAAGGCCACCGCCAUGAUCCUUCGUCUGUUUUUAUACAACCUGAGUGGUCACGGCUUCUUGCGUGAAAUCCCUAGAUUAUUCCUUCCCCUCACAGCAUCAGCCAGCUCUCUGAAGAAUCGGCCAAGCCUUUUUGAGAUCCUGCCCCUGCUGUUUUCAGCUAGCUUUUCAUCCAUAUGGACUAGAACCAUGCUUGUGGAUUGUUGUUGUUCUUUCAAAAGAAAGCUCAUGUUUUCUGGGAGCUCCAUCUGUGAGCCAUUUCUCCAUGUGGUGGCAUGGGAUGGACACCACCCUUCUCUUGCAGGGAAUAUGAUGGAGGUGUUGGAAAGAGUACACCAGGCUUGGGCAGCUUCCAGUCUGAAGGUCUGCCUUGAAUGUUGUUUGCUUUUCAUUUCGGUUUUUGCUCAGCCCCUGAUACCUACCAGCCCAAGCCUGGGACACGUGCUUUGAAUGCGAAUGUCGGGGCCCAGAAAUUUGUCUGAAGGACAGUUGGUGGAUGGCGCAUGCACAGGCCUCUCAGGCCAAAAUUCAGUCCUGGUUUUCUCAUUUCAGUAAUGGAGAAACAUUUUGUUCCCUUCUGUUGUUUACACCGUCGAGAGUCGGGCUGCAAAGCACACCACGGCCUCGCCGCUCUCGCCUUGGUAGACCUCAUGGAGGGCCUCCCUGAGAUAGAGCAGAGACUGCAGUCCGCGGACCAAACAGCCAGAAGAGGCAGGGUCCAUAUGCAAGUGUGGGGGGGAGGGGGCAGCGGGGGUGCCGCUGCUUCGUGCAUGGAAGCCCCCAGAAUCGGCUUCAAAGCCUGAGCUGCGGAAGAUGAGGAACAACUUUCCUUAGCCUUAAGCUUAGGAGCAUCAUCGCCCAUGAUCAGAGGAAGCAGAGUUGGAUAGACCAGGGAGGCCUGGGUUUUGCUAAAGGUAUUCUGUCUGUCUGUUGCAGAUUUUCAGCCAUCUUUCAUUCUGCCGUCCGCUCCUUGCUGGACUCGGAUUCUUUCUACCAGAAUUUCGAGAACUUGGCACUAAAGUGCAUUAGUUCUAAUGCGCACACACGCAGAUGUGCUAAUAUACAUUAAUUUGGAUUAGUACAAGUCUGUGUUAGUACAAUCCCCUGCACACACGAGCAAAAUGCCCACACACAGGUUGGACUCACAAAAAUGGACAUUCAUUGGAGUCUCCCUCUGGCUGUUUUCAACAACUCCAGGAUUCGUCAAUGGCUCAUCAGAGCACUCCUGUGAAAAGGCCUUCCCUUUCUGGACAGGUAGGACUGCAGCCCCCAUCAUCCCCAGACAACACAGCUGGAGUGAUGGGAGCUGUCGUCCAGCACAACCCAGAGGGUGCUGGGCUGCCAAAAAGCUGGUAUAGAAUAUGAGCUCCAUGCCGGCACCCUCGCUUUGAUGCAGCCUUAACGUCACACACCAAAGAAUUCGUUUCCAGGCCUCCGGUUCUCCACUGCGAGGGGCUGAAGAGGAGGGCUGGAAAAAUAACUCCGAGAACUCACCCCAGUUCAUUGGAAAAAUCUUUCCAAGGGCGUCUUGUUUCCUUUCUUUUCUUUUUCCCCUGCAAGACAUGUAAAAAGUCUUGCCUUGUGACUCUGGGGAGAGAUCCAGAGUAGUUAAUCUGCAGCGUGGAGGCUUUGCUGAUGGGCCAGGACCUUGCGCUGUGGCGUCUGCAGCCUUAAAGCUUAUCUGGCCUUUGUUACCGUUGCGUUGCUCUCCGCUUCUGGAAUACUGCCCGUUCUCAAGGCACAAAGGGGCCAGGCCCUGCCAGAAGGCAGGAGGCCAAGUUCCACUCCAGCUGGCCGGUUUGGGACGAAUCCAUGCAUCCUGUCGGAGCAAAAAGGCUGUUCCUCUGGGAGGCCCCAGUCCCCGUUUUAAGCCUCAUCCUCAGUGCCAACCCCACCUCCAGCUUUUGUCAGCCGAACGGCUGGCCGCCGUCCAGGGCUUUGCACUCAGCCGGGGAGGCCUUGGAGCUUUGCUUCCAAGCCCUGUGGGGACCAUGCUGGCUCCUCUGGAUGGAAGCUGAACAGGUGACAUUUUAUGUCUUUUUGAGCAGGCAAAGCAAGCGUGUAAUUGCCCGGCGAUAUUAAUUACGUGCUGCCUGCAGCGCAGGUUAAUUGCAAGCAAAAAGCCGACGUGCCGCCCCAGGUACGUGGAACAGCCUGGCGGUGGGGGGUUCUUUCCCUUUUGCUUUUUGUCUAACUUCCCUUCAGAAGCGGUGUGCAGCUUUCCAAACGUUACAAAGGCAGAUUAAACAGGAUGGGGGGUGGGGAGCAGGGGAAGGAACCUGCUACGUUCCCACAAUGGGUAGGAGGUGCGUUCCCUUUCGAUUGAUGUUGCUUAGGAAACGAGCAGCCCUUCGGGGAAGAGCGCCUUUGACGCCCACUGCUAUUUCUUUUUGGCAGCGCUGGUGACAUGGCGGUUUUAUUUCCCCCCCUCCCCGCCCCCUGCCCAGGGCUGGUUCAGCACAAAACAUUUAGGAAUCUGCUCAGGGUGCAGCCCACCUUUAAUCCCUCUCUGGGAAUCGCAUCAGCCAAGCGUAGCAUCUGAGGGAAUCCGUCAUCCCUGUCAUCUUGUUAAGAUCGGCGGAGCAUGCUUGGUCCUUGGGGCAGAAACAUAGAAACAGGGCGAGUCAGAAGGGGCCUCCUGAGCUAUCUAGUCUGACCCCCGGCUCCAGCCGGCUCCGCUCACGACAUGCCCACCAUGGCCUCAAUCAGAAGAGCCAGCAGUGAGUAGCAAAUUUUGGAGCUGUAGGCCAAAAUGACGAGGAGGCCCUAUCCGAAGUUAGUUGGUGCAUGCUGGGAACCGAAGUCCCAACACAGCUGGAGGGUGCCACGUUUGAGCUGGCGGCUCUAUCUGAAAGAGGUUUUGGGGUGGACCAUUUAGGAGAAAAUUCAGAAUCUGGCCCAACAGCCAUCCAAGGCCAUUCCCGCUUCUAAACACUGACGCUGGUAUACCCGAAGGCCAAUAAAGCAACACUGUUGAAUGUUUUGGUGGCAAUCUUAAUUCACAAAGAACAGAAUCAUCCAUCAUGAACCCUGGGGGGAGUUGUGGGUGUUUUGAUAUUAAAAAAAAACUCUCUA